UAAGCCACAACACUUUAUUUUUCUGUGUAUCCAGUCAUAAAGUGUCGAAAGAAACUCAACGUUGAAAUUUUCACGAAUCGAGACUUCAGUAAUAAAUAAAUUCUGAAAAAUGUUUUGCCUUUUUGUGGUAGUGACGGUGCUUUUUAUGACGACUGAUGCGCAAUUGCACAGGAUUUCAUUGCGUAAAAUGGAUUCUACUUUCACUUUACAAUAUUUAAAAAAACUUCGCAUCAAUUUAGAAGAAACUCCUUCAUUAAAUGACAAACGUCCUGUAUCUUUGUAUAAUUAUCUAAAUCUAAAGUACUUUGCUAGUAUUAGUAUUGGAGUUCCGUGGCAAGACUUUAACGUGAUAGUGGAUACUGGUUCAUCAAAUCUUUGGAUAUUUUCGGCAAAUUGCACAGAUAUUAUUUGUUUAGCAAAUAGUCGAUAUUAUAGUAACAUGUCCGAAACAUAUAUACCAAAUAAUACUCAGAUUGAUAUAGAAUACUUCUCCUACGAGGUAAAAGGAUUUCUAUCUACUGAUUCAGUGUUUUUUCCCGGUUAUGAAUCCGAAACGAAAUUGAUUGAAAUACGGAAUCAAACAUUUGCAGAAGUGAUACACGUAUUAAAACCAGAAAGGUUGCUUCUAAAAAGAUUUGAUGGUAUCUUGGGCCUGGGUUAUUCCAAUAUAUCUGUAAAAGGAAUAACACCUAUCUUCGACAACAUGAUUGAACAAGGUCUAGUGUCAUCACCUAUUUUCAGUGUUUAUCUCAAUAGAGAUGUUUCAGACGAGAUAAAUGGUGGUGUAUUGAUAUUAGGUGGUUCCGAUCCUGCUUUUUACGAAGGCAAUUUGACAUAUAUACCUGUUACUCGCAAAGGAUAUUGGCAAUUUACCAUAGAUAAGAUCAAAAUAGACUACAUUAAUUUGUGCAUCGAAAGCUGUCAAGCUAUCGCUGAUACAGGUACUCCAUGGAUAAUUGGACCAAUAUCAGAUAUCAGUCGUAUUAAUGAUCUUAUUGGAGUUUCUAGUGAUGAUGUAUAUGACACAGUAGACUGCGACCGAAUUUCUGAAUUGCCUACAAUUAGUUUCAUUUUGGAUGGUAAGGCAUUCAAUCUUACCGGCAAAGAUUACAUUAUUCAGUACAAGCUAAAGGAUGGUACUAAAUUUUGUAUAAGCACCUUUGUUGGAUGUCACAUCCUUGGGAUAAAUUGGAUUCUAGGAACCCGGAUGUGUUUCUAACACGCAAUUGUACAUAUAACCGCCGCUACAUAAACAUCCAUAAACGAGAUCUAACAGCCG
Molecule: messenger RNA, 1279 nt
Organism: Camponotus floridanus (Florida carpenter ant)
Lineage: Eukaryota; Metazoa; Arthropoda; Insecta; Hymenoptera; Formicidae
Product: lysosomal aspartic protease
Exons: 9
Coding region: 110-1219 (369 amino acids)
Biological process (GO): cell death; proteolysis
Cellular component (GO): lysosome
Molecular function (GO): aspartic-type endopeptidase activity
Source: RefSeq, a predicted model, not a curated record